CGAGAUACGAGAUAAAUUUGGAGUUGCCAUUUCAUUCUCGUUGACGAAGGCUCAUGGCCAGCCCGCUGGCAGCGGUCGUCCACGGCCUCCUCGCGGCAGGAACCUGCGUCCUCCUCUACUUUGCGCUCAAGUAUGCCAAGAAGUACUACUUCAUGGUGGCCUUCCUCUUGCCGCCGUUUGUGAGCUUUUGCAUGAUCUACGAAAACAUUGUGCGCGCCGCGACCAACCUCGACGGCGCCGAUGCCAGCGACGGCGGCGACUUUGACAAGAGCCUCACGAGCGUCCAAGUGAUGCUCGCACUCCAAGCGUGCAUCAUUCCGUUCAUGCUGCUCAUUUGCUUCGAGGUCACGUACCUCGUGCAUAAGAACAAGAGCGUCAAUUUUUGUGGCAUCUCGUUCGAGUCGGGCCACCGCGCGAACCGCAACAACUUCAAAACGACCUUUCUGCGCUUCGCCGUCUGGCUCGUCGGUCUCUCGCUCUUGCUCAUCAACCUCUACGUGUACUACAGCUAUUUCCAGGACAUUACGUUUCAGGAAGGGAGCUAUUUUAUCAACGGCGACGGGACCGUGGCCACGGUGCUGACGCAAAUUCCGGCCUACGUGCUCGUGAUCCUCUCGCUCUACAUGGGUCUCCGCCUCUGGAACUAUGGCUGCAACUACGCCUUUGUGAUCCAUGCCACGUGCUUCAACCCGUGGAUCUGGAUGGUCGUCGGGGCGGUCGCGCUCGCCGUCGGGUACAUCAUCCCCGGCACACUCUUUGCCAUCACGUCCAACAUUGGCGAGUUCAUCAUGCUCGCGGCCAUCAUCCGCAUGUUCAAAGAGGUGCACCACGACCUGCAGGUCGCCGACGAGUUUGGCCGCACCAUGGACCGGUCCUUGCCGUCCGCCAUGAUCGUCGUACCGCGCGACAACAUGGCCAACAGCCACGCGACCAUCUCGACGCCGAUCUCGUCGUACGCACCGAUGACGUCGCCGCCCAGCACAAGCGCCGCGAGGUCCGACGACGACGACUCGGACGGCGCGCGGCUGACCGAUGCCAACACAAACGCGUAUUUUUCCAGCAUUCUGGCGCGCACCAAAGGCGAUCAAUUGCGCUGGGACGUCCCGCCGCCAAGCAUUGCGCUCGAGCCCGUCCGGCUCCGAAAGCCGCAGCUGACGUCGCCGCCGAGCGACCACAGCACAAGUACGCCAAAGCCCGUGCCAGCGUUCAACGCCUCAUUCCCGCCCGUGCUCGAGGCCAACGACAACGACGCGUGGGUGAUACUGGCCGACGAGACGCCUCGCCCGGACUUUGAUGCGAGCGCAUGGGCCAUGGACCCGCCGCGGUCGCGCCGCGAGAGCUACACGGCCAGCGAGACGCGCACGGCCGACGACGAACAGGCGGGCGUUGACGCCGACGAGGCGUUCCAAACCGCAGAAAUGCAUGCGCCCGACGAGCGCUCCAUCGCGUCGGACGCGCCCACCGAGUCGUCCGAGACGCCACUUCACAGCGCGAUGCAGGCGAUGGCAUCCAGCUUCUCCGAAAUGCCACCAAUGCGUCAACGGGAUUACGCCGCCGACGACGACAUGGACGUCGACUGGAUGCAACAGCUCGGCGCGUCCUUGGACUUUGACGACGAUGAGGGUGUUCAUGCGGCACUGGACGACAUCCCGCUGAAUACGCCGCCGCCGCUCGUAGUCUCCAUAGACAACGACCACGCAGCGCUCUAAGAAUCAAUCGAAGCAUCUGAUAACUUAUCCGAGA
Saprolegnia diclina VS20 is the source of this 1743-nucleotide messenger RNA. RefSeq lists its product as hypothetical. The record is from RefSeq and is a predicted model, not a curated record. The transcript has 4 exons. Lineage: Eukaryota; Oomycota; Saprolegniomycetes; Saprolegniales; Saprolegniaceae. Bases 54 to 1709 code for a protein of 551 amino acids.